Molecule: messenger RNA, 573 nt
Organism: Puccinia graminis f. sp. tritici CRL 75-36-700-3
Lineage: Eukaryota; Fungi; Basidiomycota; Pucciniomycetes; Pucciniales; Pucciniaceae
Exons: 1
Coding region: 1-573 (190 amino acids)
Source: RefSeq, a predicted model, not a curated record
AUGAAAGAGGACUAUCAUGAUCGCAAGGAGAAAGAGCGAUGCUUCUCGACUCCGCCGACCAGUCUAUUGAAGUCAAGGACUCAGACCGUCACGGACACCACGCCAGACCAGCGGGCCCAGAAGAAGCAAUCAUCACGACCGGUCUCACACAUGGGCAUCCACACGCCCGGGUCACGGACGAUGUUUUCGACGGGGAGCGAGCGAUUGAAGCCCAAGAAGCCGUUCGGGUUCAUCCUCGGCAAUGGCCGGCUCCGGAGCGCGACGACCUGUCUGGAGAGCCAGCUGGACGACGUCCUCAGCCAACGCUCCAGCUCGGCCUUCGCCGAGCACGACUAUCCGGCCACCACGGUCUACCGACGACUGCCUCCCCAGUCCGAGCCCGCCGCUCGAACCGGCAGCGGGGGACACUACCUCAAAGCGAGGAACAGGUUCAGCGCGCUUCCUCUCCUUCCUUCCCUCCGACUCCGACACAGAUACCCCGGAGGCCUUCCGUCCACUUCCAAACCGUCCCCCAUUCACAAUCAACACCAGGGACCCACACAGCUAGCAGCAGACUCAGGCGCGCCCUACUAA